AUGUUUGGUGCAGUUGUGGCUGUUGUUGCUAGCCUACUGUUUGUUGCAGCACAGGAGGAACGAAUCGGAGGUUGCUCCGAUGAACAUUCGAGCUGCACAAGCCUCCAUCCCAGGCCGAAUUGUGAUGACCUCUUCACUCAAAUCAUUUGCCCUGAAACUUGCGGACUUUGUGUCACCACAGUCAAGCCGACCGAGCAAGUUCCAUAUCGCUCCACCACUCAGUCGAUGACCCCGCCAUUGCCCGAUCCCAGCCCUACGCCGUCGGAACCAGUACCGUCUGCUCCUGGACCCACACCAGAGGUAUCGAAGAUGCCACCUCACCCCACACCCAGACCGGAAACACUGACGCCUCCAUUAGCAGUGUCGACUACUGAAGCAUCAACACCAUCGAAGUCGACCCCAGGAGAGCAGGAGGUACCGAAGCAGAGCACAUCAGAGUUGCCGCCAUUGAAGCGAACUACAUCAGAACCGUUGGGGACCAAGCCGAUCACAGCGGAACCUGAGCCAACCACAUCGGAGCAGCCGGAGUUGUCGUCACUAGGGUCGACGGCGGCAGAACCGUUGACACCCAAGCCGACGGUAACCGAGCCGCCCGCAACGGAGCGGGAGACACGGGAGCCUCCAAAGCCAACGAGGCCGGAGCCGACGACGCUGGAACCGCCAGUACCAGAGACGACUACAAAGGAACCGAUACCGGAGGUAACAACAGUGAAGCCGGAACCUACGACGGAGCUGUGGACAGUGGAGCCGACGACGUCGGUACCAUUAUAUCAGACCACCAAGUCGGAAGCAACGGUCCAACCUCCUCCAGAUCCACGGCCAAUCCCUGAAAGUAAGAACUGA
This is a messenger RNA of Gongylonema pulchrum, 843 nucleotides long. NCBI's taxonomy places the organism in Eukaryota, Metazoa, Nematoda, Chromadorea, Rhabditida, Gongylonematidae. The record is from the annotation of a GenBank genome assembly.